This is a messenger RNA of Helianthus annuus (common sunflower), 720 nucleotides long. RefSeq lists its product as uncharacterized. The coding region runs from base 1 to 720 and encodes 239 amino acids. Lineage: Eukaryota; Viridiplantae; Streptophyta; Magnoliopsida; Asterales; Asteraceae. The transcript is spliced from 4 exons. The record is from RefSeq and is a predicted model, not a curated record.
AUGGAGCCAGCGUCCGGAACACCAAACCACCCGAUCGAAAUCUCCGACGGAUCAUCCUUUCACGGAUCACCUUAUCGUGGUCCCGACAGUUAUCAGGAGAGAUUCAAACAAUGGGACUGGUAUUUCACACCAUCCGAGCACCCGUCGUCGUACCAGCAGCAGCAACAGCAACAGCAACAGGAUCCCUCCGAGGAUUCUCGAUUCAGGGCAGUCACGCCGCCACCACCACCGCCAGUAGAGCAGCAGCCACCUCCGGAGCCACCGAGCUACAUGGCUGGGUCGGAUGAAGUCAACAGUCAUCCGGAGGAAAACCGCGAUAAUGCUAAAAUACAAUUGACUGGUGCGGAGCUGAAAGCGAUUGUGGAUGAUGCGGUUACAAAGGCCUUAGAAUGGCAGUACAGUGAGUACAGUGGGACCCAUAGUAGAACCCUCUCUACACCACAUGCUAAGCCAAAGACUCAUUCUGAGGCUCACAGCAAACCACCACCUACCCCACCCAAACCUAAGAAGGAAGAUGACCGACUUUCUUCAAAUGAAAACAGUGUUAAUCCCAAGAAGAUUGUGGUUGAUGAUGCCCACGUGCUAAGGGUUGCACAAUGUAACAGGUUUUGUGUGAAAAUAUUGUUUGAUUAUUGUGGGUUUUUGGCUCGAGUAUCAAAACAGAGUUUGUUUGAAAUGUUUAAAAUAUACAAUCGAUUAAAACAGGGUCAGGUUUCUUAA